Messenger RNA from Dentiscutata heterogama, 163 nucleotides. The record is from the annotation of a GenBank genome assembly. NCBI's taxonomy places the organism in Eukaryota, Fungi, Glomeromycota, Glomeromycetes, Diversisporales, Gigasporaceae.
UGGAUUGAAGAAAAAUGGGGUCAAAGUUAAUGAGUCUACGAUCACUCGAAUCUUACAAACCAAGGACCAACGACUUUCUAAUGAAAUCGUAAAUCUAGAAGCUAAGCGCCAUAGAGCCGUUACUGUACCAGAGCUUGAGCUUGCACUCAAGGAAUUCAUACUA